Messenger RNA from Puntigrus tetrazona (Sumatra barb), 889 nucleotides. Its product is annotated as oocyte zinc finger protein XlCOF15-like. The record is from RefSeq and is a predicted model, not a curated record. The transcript has 3 exons. The coding region runs from base 98 to 889 and encodes 263 amino acids. Gene Ontology annotation, biological process: regulation of transcription by RNA polymerase II. Lineage: Eukaryota; Metazoa; Chordata; Actinopteri; Cypriniformes; Cyprinidae. Gene Ontology annotation, molecular function: DNA-binding transcription factor activity, RNA polymerase II-specific; RNA polymerase II transcription regulatory region sequence-specific DNA binding. Gene Ontology annotation, cellular component: nucleus.
AUUAGGUUCACUGAGCUCUUUUUUGCUCGUGAUGCUGGUUUGAAGUAAACAGGAAUAUCUGGAGGAGAAUCAUCUGAACUGAUCUUCUGCUGUGAAGAUGAUGUUUAUUAAAGAGGAGAGUGAGGAGGACACGAGUGAACCAGAAACAUGGAGAAUAAAACACGAGGAACAGGGAGGCCUCAUGAAAGUGAAAGAAGAAGGACAAGAUCUGAACGAGGUGGAGGAGGAACAUCAGGAUGUCAGUGGAGAAACUACUGAGGUCAAAAGGCCUUUCAGCUGCUCUCGGUGUGGAAAGGUGUACAAACAUAAAAGAAGCCUUAAUAAACACAUGAGAAUUCAUAGCGAGGAAAAGCCAUUCGUCUGCUCUCAGUGCGGAAACACGUUCAAGCGUGAGAGGAGGCUUCAUGAAACACAUGAGAAUUCAUGCUGCUCUCAGUGUGAAAAGAGUUUCACGCAGAAAGUACACCUUGACAAUCAUUUAGUGACACACUCCUCAGAAAAGCCUUUCAGCUGCUCUCAGUGCGGGAAGAGUUUCACACGCAAAGCUAGUCUUGAGAAGCACGUGUUGAUUCACGCCGGGAUAAAGCCCUUCAGCUGCUCGGAGUGUGGGAAGAGUUUCGUAUGUAAAGAAAUCCUGAGGAAUCACAUGGUAGUUCAUACUGGGAUAAAACCUUUCAGCUGCUCUCAGUGUGGAAAGACUUUCACGCAGAAAGGACACCUUAAGGAUCAUCUGGUAACUCACUCUUCGGAAAACCCUUUCACUUGCUCUCAGUGCGGGAAGAGUUUCACGUGUAAAGGAUACCUUAAGACUCACAUGUUAAUUCAUGCUGAAAUAAAGCCUUUACCUGCUCUCAGUGUGGGAAGGGUUUCAUAUGCAGAGGAAACCUGA